Oncorhynchus nerka (sockeye salmon) is the source of this 1302-nucleotide messenger RNA. Its product is annotated as translin-like. Gene Ontology annotation, cellular component: cytoplasm; nucleus. Gene Ontology annotation, molecular function: sequence-specific DNA binding; RNA binding; single-stranded DNA binding. Gene Ontology annotation, biological process: RNA metabolic process. The record is from RefSeq and is a predicted model, not a curated record. The transcript is spliced from 6 exons. Bases 130 to 894 code for a protein of 254 amino acids. Lineage: Eukaryota; Metazoa; Chordata; Actinopteri; Salmoniformes; Salmonidae.
AAGCGUUCCCAGAAAUCUCGCGAUGUUGCGGCUCUGGGUUUAGAAACUGUGGUUUAACUACCAACUAUUUUGAUUCAUUUUGCAGAAAGAACCAAACUAGCAUAUAUUUUUGCAAAAUACUUGUGUAAUAUGUCUGUGACGGAAAUGUUCAGCUACAUUCAGGCUUUUCUGAGUGCGGAUCAAGAAAUAAGAGCGGACGUUCUCUUGCAGGACAUAAGAAAAGUGGUACAGGUUCUGGAACAGACAGCGAGGGAGAUCCUGACCGUGCUCCAAAGUGUCCAUCAACCAUCUGGCUUCAAAGAGAUCCCCAGUAAGUGCGCAAAGGCCAAGGAACUGUUUUGUACAGUCAGGACGCAACUUGGAGAACUCAAAAACAAGUUCCCAGUGGAGCAGUACUACAGGUUCCACGAGCACUGGAGGUUUGUUCUGCAGCGCCUGGCCUUCCUGGCAGCGUUCGAGGUCUACCUGGAGAGUGCGUCUCUCAUGACACGCGAUGAAGUGGCACAAAUACUAGGAAUCGAGGUGGUGCGAAAGAAGGGAUUCCACCUGGAUGUUGAAGAUUACCUGGCAGGUGUGCUGAUCAUGGCUCGUGAACUGUCUCGCCUGGCGGUGAACAGCGUCACAGCAGGGGACUAUGGCCGCCCCCUCCGAAUCUCCAACGAGCUGGAUUCUGGCUUCCGACUGAUUAACCUCAAGAACGACCCCCUGAGGAAGCGCUACGGCGGCCUCAAGUACGACGUGGAGAAGAUAGAGGUGGUCUACGACCUGUCUAUCCGUGGCCUGACCAAGGGGCAGGAGGAAACAAGUAGAGCUGUUGGGUGUGGAGGUGUAGGGCUGGGGCUCUACCCUAGGCUGGCACCUGACCUCUCCAUAACUGGGACUGUGGAGUCUUGACCUGCUGAAUGGCAGGAAUAGGAGGUCUGUGGCCCCAGUAGCCUAGGACAGACUUGUGCAUGUGAUGAAUGACAGUCUUGUCAGUGGGGUUUGAAAGCCUUUGAUAUAGAGGCACAGUUUGAAGGGGAGGAGUUGUUCCAGUUUGAUUACUGGUGUUUGGAAAUGUUCACUGUAAUAUCCAACAUCAUACUGUAAUAUGCCUGUUAUUAUAUUUCAGUGGUUUUUGCUGUUCAUACAUUUUGAACUGAUGUUUUGUACUGGUAUGAAUUAUUGUUGUUAAUUUCAUUUAAGGGGGGUGAUGACUGGGUGUAAACCUCCACCCAGAAGAAAAGAGAGUGUUAACUACCAUGUUUAAGAAGCGCUUAUUUUGUUUUAGUUCACGUGCAAAUAAAUAAUGAUUUUGUGCCA